Molecule: messenger RNA, 2211 nt
Organism: Kuraishia capsulata CBS 1993
Lineage: Eukaryota; Fungi; Ascomycota; Pichiomycetes; Pichiales; Pichiaceae
Exons: 1
Coding region: 1-2211 (736 amino acids)
Biological process (GO): cytoplasmic microtubule organization; meiotic cell cycle; microtubule nucleation
Cellular component (GO): centrosome; gamma-tubulin complex; spindle pole
Molecular function (GO): gamma-tubulin binding; microtubule minus-end binding
Source: RefSeq, a predicted model, not a curated record
AUGAUCCUUGGCACUCCCGAAGACCACCUGAAAGAACGAAGCUCCAUGAGGACUCCGUCAGGAAUCAUGGGAGAUUCGACGAAUGUUUAUGCGUCAAGUUCAUAUUCGAGGCCGACUUCAAAAUCAGAUAGGAAACCACCCAGAGAUGUAUACGCUGAACACCAAGCUCCUCAGCUCAGUGAAGCCCAAAUUAUAGCUAACCUGGAAUAUGCUUUGGUGGGAGAAACAACCGAAUUGUUUUCUUAUACUGCAGAAGGAGUGAAAAUUCCAUCAAAUAUAGACCUGAAUAUUUCGCAACAUCUCCAUGACUUCAUCGAGCCAGCAUGUAUAUUCAGAGGUCUACGCCAGAUCAUCGAGAAUAAGUCGCAGAUGACCUCCAUGGUGAAACUUGGUCUUGUUUGUGCUAUUGAAAGGCAAUUAACAAGUUAUCAAGAAGCCAUCAAUGAGGAAUUUCAGAAUUUCGAAUUGCGACUAUGUGACCUAUAUGCGUUUCUACGCCCCAAGAUCGAUGCCUUGAGGUUCCUUUGGUUUCUCGCAUGCAAUUUGAACAUGGAUCCUGAUGCCUUGCUCUCUCUUGUGUACAAGUUUAUUGGUGGAGACAAAGCUCUGGAGCAACUGGCUUUGCAGAUUCUUCCAGAGAUGGCUCAGCCAUUUCACGAGCUGAUGUGCUCUUGGCUUCAGACUGGAUCGUUGCAGGUGGAUGCAGCAAUUGAGGAGGGCUUUUUUGUCAGCUCUAGCAGCACCAGUAGUCGGUCCAGAAAUGUCACUGCUGGAGAUGCUCAGUUUAUACCCGAAAAGGUUCCUGCGUUUUUGUCCCGGGAUAUUGCAAAGCAGAUUUAUGAGAUCGGAAAGACGCUAAAUUAUCUUCUGCUCACCUGUCAUCAGAAAUCUCAGGUUCACACGUUCUCUCAAGAGUUUCGCAAAUCUGGAUUGAACCAGUCCGUGAAUACUGUGUUCACUGAGAGCUUCCAACAUGAGAUCAGAAGACUGCACAAAAAAGUCAUGGCAUAUCUCAAUUAUAUUAUUCACAACAAUCUUGAUUUAGUGGGAGAGCUCCGCGUGCUUCGUGAUAUCAUGCUAAUGGGCAAAGGAGACUUCAUCGAGAACUUGGUAAUAGGAUCCAAUGAUAUCUUGUCGCGUCCUUCGUUUUCCAUUCAUCCCCAACAACUGAGUUCGUUAUUGCAAAACUCCAUGAGACAAACGAGUAUACGGGGGUUUUCAGAUUCGUACAAAAACCGCAUAGAUGCGAUCUUAUUUGACCAAGAAAACGGAAAGAUCGGCUGGGACCUUUAUACACUUGAUUUCAAGGUGAAAGAAGAGCUUGAUCUCGUGAUAUGCAUGGGUAAAAGAAGUGCCAAAGAGUAUCUGAGGAUGUUCAACUUCUUAUUACAACUUCAUCGUUGCUCGUACCAGCUCAGUACAUCUUUCCGGAAAUCUUCCUUAUGUCGGAAGCGGUUACCAAGAAGACUCUUGACUGACAUUCGGAGAAUCCAAAGGUCCCUGCGCAGUGAUCCAUUUUUUUCCAUGUCGAUUUUGGACAAACAGUGUAUCUGGAUAGUAGAGAACCUGAAGAAGUUUGAUGCGUCUCGCAAUUUGAUGCUAUCCUUGAUUGGCCAACUGUGUCUGUUUUUUGACGAGGAUAUCAUAACGCCAGGCUUUGACAAGCUGAUGAGAAAUUUGAAUGAUUCACAUUCUUUGCUGAAAGGCUCAGGGACCGAGAAGGCAUUACCACUGAGUCCACUCGCUCUUCAGAGGAUAGUUGCAAACCCACAGAACAUUGAAGAAGAGCAAUCAGACUACAACAUGCUCACUUUGGAUGAGCUCGGAACUCUUCACCAGACGUAUAUUACAUCGAUAUCACGACACACACUCCUUCAGCACACAAGCAAGUCUGCAGUGGGGAAAGUUUCCGGAGUCUUCUAUUUUCAACAUAUCCAAAACCUCAUUCAAAUAGUCUUACAGUUUUGUGAUCUGGACAAAGAAUUCUUCGACGGUAUCAGUGACUUGAUCUCAACGAUCCAACUCAGGACCGUGGGAACAAUCGACGAGUCGCUUUCGCUGUAUCAUUCAAACCUAGAAGAGGAUUUGGAGAAGAUCGCCAUUAGCCGUACCGAGCUGAGCACAGCCUUUGAACACACCAGAGGAGAGAUUGUGGAAGAUUUGAAGGCGGAUUCGGAUGUCAGGCUACAACUUUUGGGGUGCCGCUUAUGA